Messenger RNA from Equus quagga, 2279 nucleotides. Its product is annotated as translation initiation factor IF-2-like. The record is from RefSeq and is a predicted model, not a curated record. The transcript is spliced from 5 exons. Bases 1339 to 1998 code for a protein of 219 amino acids. Lineage: Eukaryota; Metazoa; Chordata; Mammalia; Perissodactyla; Equidae.
CCAGAGUUCCCUUUGAAGCAACCUAGCAGCUGAGAGGAAGAAAUCUUCGAAAGGACCAUCAGGGGACCAAAGCGAUAGGCAGGUACAUACCUUAGGAACAAGGCAUCCCAAACUGCAACCCAGAGAAACUCACAGGCUCUAGUGAGAAAGAAUCGUCUUCUGUUUUUGUCAUUCCUUCUCAGCCUUGUCUCUUCAGAAAACACCCAUCACCCUUUCCUUGGCGCCUAAACUGUGAUCAGCGUUGGCCUUAGGUGGUCUGGGAAAACGUCAAGGGUACCUACGUGGACUUCCUUAAGUUUGCUCUCCCACCCUUCUACUCUGUAAGUGCAUUUGAUUAAAGCGGCCUCCAUCCCCAGGGUUAAAAUCCAGACGACACAUUGGGACUGGGAACUUACGAGAUCACCACCACUUUCGUUGUCAAUCAGCGCCCCCAGACAGCUGGAAACUGGAUGUGGUGACUCAACUUGGACCACGCAGAUGACAACAGGCCCUAAGAUCGAGCAGAGCUGCUAGAUGGAAAGAGCUUGAGUCACAGAAUUACCCUGUGGAGCAGAGCCACCAACCAGCUGGGAACACCACACACUGGACAGUUUUAUGAGCAAGAAAUAAACUUCCUUAUUCAUGCCACUAAAUGAUUAGGUCUUGUUACAAUUUAAUGCACCCUAAUACAGCAAUGUUGAGCUAAGCCUGUUGGUAAAUGGCACUGAAACCCUUUCCUAUCGAAACAUCCAUGGCACUCCAGAACAGUGACUCUGCCAACAAGCAGGAGGAGAGGGCACACACGUGUUGAAGGCCACAUGUCCAAUUUGAAGUCUGCUGUCGAAAGGGAUUUAGCCUAAAAUAUUUCCCUCUUUGCCUGCAUGAAGAGCUUGAUUGAUUGAUUGACUGACCACCGUGGCCCAGAUGCUGAUCUAGAAGCUCCAGACGCAUUACCUCCAGCCUUCACAAGUCCCAAGGCGCCUGGCGGAGCGGGAAUGGCGGCUUGGAGAGGCAUGUAAUUUGUCUAAGAUCACCCAGCUGAUAAACAGCAGAGACAGACGUGUCUAGUUUCAACCUCCCUUCUCAUACCACUGCCUCCUGGCUCGGGGGAGGAAAGGCAGGGGCUGAGAUUUUGAUGGAAAACUAGAGGCUGGCCAGGAGAGGAGGCCACUUGGCUCUGGACCUCAAGGGAUAGGUUUCUGUGGUCAAGAGCAUCAAGAAGCAGAAGGUUGGCCAUAGUGUGGUCAGUGGGUCACUCCGUGAAUAACAGGCGGAAUAUUCCAAGCAUUGUUGUCAUUAGCACUAUGAGUAGCCUGCAAAGAGCAGAUAUGAAAUUAUUACAUUUGCCGAGUCCUUGAGAUGUGUCAGGAAGUGUUCCAAAUACUUUACAUGGAUUUACGUGGCUUCUAUCAGUCCAUCCCAGUAUUGGAAUUGCUCCCCUGGAAGCCAGAUGACAGCAGCCGGCAAUCAGGGACCACUGCAUGGCCCCCGAGGAAUGCUCAGCAGGGACUGGCUGGGGGCAGGUUUUCCAUCGUCCAUCGUCACAUCUUCGGAAACUGCCACCCCCGAACGACGGCAGUUUCGGUUCAGGAGUCACUUCAUUCUGAAACAAUUGCCAAGCCCAGGGGUACCCAGCCUGUGGCUUUGGAUAGGAGGUCAGGCACUGAGGCAUACAGCAUGGAAGAGAGAGAGGAUUCCAGAACCAGACAGACAUGGGCUCAAAUUCUGCCUCCAUUACUUCUGAGUGGAAAGGGCAAAUCUGGAUGCAGAGACAGACACACACAGGGGGAAGACCACGUGAAGACACAGGGAGAGCGCCUUGUGAAGAUGGCGGGUUGCAGUGAAGCAUCUGCAAGCCAAGGAAUGCUCGGGCUCCCAGAAGCUAGGAGGGAGACCCAGAAUGGUUCCUUCCUGGCAGUUUCAGAGGGAGCACGGCUCUGCCAACAUGUUCAUUUUGGACUGCUGGUCUCCAAAACUGAGACAAUAGAUUUCUGUCAUUCUAAGCCACUCAGUUUUUGAUGCUUUGUCAUGACACCCCUGGGAAAUGAAUACAUACAUCCCCCAACAAAGAGGAAGCUCAGAAUGUAUUUUCUUUGCUUUGUCACAUUCCAUAAAUAUAACUAAACUCUUUAUGCUGAAAAUGAAAAAGUACAGGAAAAAACCCAAACAGAACUCUCCUCAAUUUUGCCUAACAGAGAAUUAAGAAGAAUCCCCAAAGACCUCACUUUAAUCAGGUUGAAAUUAAUCUACAUUUUGUGUUUAGAGUAAUAUUAAAUUAACUGAAUGCAUUUUUAUAAUAA